Messenger RNA from Oncorhynchus nerka (sockeye salmon), 1912 nucleotides. Its product is annotated as ATP-sensitive inward rectifier potassium channel 8-like. Gene Ontology annotation, molecular function: ATP-activated inward rectifier potassium channel activity. Gene Ontology annotation, cellular component: plasma membrane. Bases 449 to 1300 code for a protein of 283 amino acids. Gene Ontology annotation, biological process: regulation of monoatomic ion transmembrane transport; potassium ion import across plasma membrane. The record is from RefSeq and is a predicted model, not a curated record. The transcript has 2 exons. Lineage: Eukaryota; Metazoa; Chordata; Actinopteri; Salmoniformes; Salmonidae.
ACAGAUGUAGGAUCAGGUCUCUACCCUCCUCACAGAUGUAGGAUCAGGUUUCUACACCUCUAUUACAAAUGUAGGAUCAGAUCUCUACCCUCCUCACAGAUGUAGGAUCAGGUUUCUACACCUCUAUUACAAAUGUAGGAUCAGGUCUCUACCCUCCUCACAGAUGUAGGAUCAGGUCUCUACCCUCCUCACAGAUGUAGGAUCAGGUCUCUACCCUCCUCACAGAUGUAGGAUCAGGUUUCUACACCUCUAUUACAAAUGUAGGAUCAGAUGUCUACAACAAACAUCUGACCCGUGACCAAUAUUUACGUCCAACGUCUCCCUCCUCUUUAACUCUCAUUUCCUCUGACCCCUGAACUUUGACCCUCUCUCUCUGCUCUACAGGUCAUUCACCUCAGCCUUCCUGUUCUCCAUCGAGGUCCAGGUGACCAUCGGCUUUGGCCACCGUAUGAUCACAGAACAGUGCCCCACGGCCAUCGCCGUCCUCAUCUUCCAGAACAUCGCUGGCCUCAUCAUCAACGCCAUUAUGCUGGGGUGCAUCUUCAUGAAGACAGCCCAGUCGCACCGCCGCGCCGAGACGCUCAUCUUCAGCCGCAACGCCGUCAUCGCCGUGCGCAACAACCGCCUAUGCUUCAUGACCCGUGUGGGCGACCUUCGCAAGUCCAUGAUCAUUGGCGCUGCCGUCCGCCUCCAGGUGGUACGCAAGACCACCACCCCCGAAGGCGAGGUCAUCCCUAUCCACCAGAUCGACGUGCAAACGGAGAGCGCCGCGGCGAGUAACUCCAUCUUCCUCUUGGCGCCACUCAUUAUCUGCCAUACCAUCAAUAAGGACAGUCCGCUGUACGACCUGUCGGCCAUGGAGCUGCAGUGCAGCGACCUGGAGGUGAUUGUGAUCUUGGAGGGCGUGGUGGAGACCACGGGCAUCACCACCCAGGCCCGGACCUCCUACGUCACCGAGGAGAUCCAGUGGGGUCACCGCUUCGUGCCCAUCGUGACUGAGGAGGACGGGGUGUACUCGGUGGACUACUCCAAGUUUGGGAACACGGUCAAGGUGGCGACGCCGAGGUGUUCGGCCCGCGAGCUGGACGAGAAGCCCUCCAUACUCAUCCAGACGCUGCAGAAGAGCGAGCUGAGCCACCAGAACUCACUGAGGAAGAGGAACUCAAUGAGGCGGAACAACUCCAUGAGGAACGGCGGCGGGAGCUCCGGCACCAUGCGGAGGAACAACUCGGCCCUCACCGUGCCCAAAGUGCAGUUCCUCACACCUGAGGCGGUGGGCCAGAACAUGGCCGUCACAUGACACGAGGCCUGGCUCCCAUUGGCUGUCCUGCUCUUCCUGGGUGGGACCUCCCAUGUUUAUCCUCUGGCUCAGUUAGAGCUGACUCUGGUCCUGUUCCCCACACUCUGCCACAUAUACAGUAGUCAAUGCUAUACCUGACACACACAAUGCCCUGUUAGUACUAUUGUUGUGAGGAUGGAUUUAACCGGUUUUAGUUACUGAUUAGUGUCUCAUUUUCAGUCUGGUUCUUUCCAAGUGCCUUUGCCUUUGUCUGGUUCUAAGCUGUAAUAGGCAUCCACAAGUUGUACUUUAUGAUGUAAAUGCCUUUAGACAUGUAAUAACUCUUUAUAUUGCUUUUUACUGAAUUCUGUACUCAUCACUAAAUCCAUGUGAUGAUUUAAUGUGCUCUUUAAUGUUACCGUGACCAAAGAACAUAUUAUUACAGAUGAUAAUGGCCAACUCCUUUCUAAUAGUAGAAGAAAAUGAUGUUUUGAUAUCAGCUGCAACGUAUUACACACCAACCCGGUUCCUCAUUCUUAUCAGAACCUUUAAUAAAGCAUUUACUUCAGUACUGUAUGAACAUUGUACUGUUUCUGGAAACUGUCACAGUAAAUAGAUCCCCUAUAAAACUGA